This is a messenger RNA of Neocloeon triangulifer, 714 nucleotides long. RefSeq names its product large ribosomal subunit protein eL20 (gene RpL18A). The transcript is spliced from 4 exons. Lineage: Eukaryota; Metazoa; Arthropoda; Insecta; Ephemeroptera; Baetidae. Gene Ontology annotation, biological process: translation. Gene Ontology annotation, cellular component: ribosome; cytosolic large ribosomal subunit. Gene Ontology annotation, molecular function: structural constituent of ribosome. The coding region runs from base 125 to 658 and encodes 177 amino acids. The record is from RefSeq and is a predicted model, not a curated record.
CUACAUUUGAAAUUACCGCGCUAAAUUAGUAACUUGUUCCUUUACUCGCAGCGCCACCGUCGGUCGGCCAUUUUUAGAAGUCCGCCAGCGUGCAUCGGUGUAAAAUAAUCGUAAAUUUGGAAAAAUGAAAGCGAAAGGGCAGUUGAAGGAGUUCGAGGUGAUCGGCAGGAAACUGCCCACCGGCAAGGAGGUGACCACUCCUCUCUACAAGAUGAGGAUCUUUGCUCCCGACGGCAUUGUGGCCAAAAGUAGAUUCUGGUACUUCUUGCGUCAGCUUAGGAAGUUCAAGAGCAGCACGGGCGAGAUCGUCAAUAUCAAAGAGAUCCCGGAGAGGUCGCCGACCAAGAUCAAGAACUUCGGUAUUUGGCUUAGAUACGAUUCCCGUUCCGGAAGCCACAAUAUGUACAGAGAGUACCGCGACCUGAGCGUGUCCGGCGCUGUCACAAACUGCUACCGUGACAUGGGUGCCCGUCACCGUGCCAGAGCUCACAGCAUUCAGAUCAUCAAGGUCGAGCAGGUCAAGGCUUCCGCCACCAGGCGCCCCCAGGUCAAGCAGUUCCACGACAGCAAGAUCAAGUUCCCUCUGCCCAAGAGAGUUGGACAGAAGACUACCCUGCCCAGAUUUUCCAUCAAGCGUCCGCGCACUUACUUCUUGUAAUUCAUUUCCUUUUUGGUUUUGUUUAAGUAAUAAAGUGACGCUGAUUCUUCUUGGAA